AUGAUCCUCAUGCCAGCAUCUCUCGGCGACAUAGUCGCCCUCGCCCAGAUCAUCACCCUCAUCGCCAACGCCCUAAGAGAAGGAUCGGGCGCUUCCGAAGAGUAUCGGAACCUUAUCGACGAUCUAUUCGCGUUCUGUCGGACCCUCGACAACGUCAAGGACUUUCUUGAGCAGCUGGAGUCGACGCCCAGCAACGAGAAAGUGAGGUCGGGGAUCUAUGAAGAAAUCCUCCGCUGCCGUGCACUCGUGAACUCGUUCCUCGCGGUCAUUGCGCCGUAUUAUAGGGCGCUUCACGGUCAAGUGCUGACGAGACGGAGAAGUUUUUCUGUGCGUGUUGUAUUUCGCAAAGUCUGGUGGGCCCUGUUUCGGAGAGAGGACGUCGCGAGGGUUCAGAAGAGGAUUAUAGCACACCAAAUGAAUUUGGUGAUACUCAUUACCACGUAUGAAUCCUCUGGAUCUACUUCUCUUGAGUGUCGCCUUUUCAUUCAAUUCGAUCAUUCCCAGUUCGAGUGUGGAGAAGCGUGCGAUUGUCGUCGAGAUACCGAAGAGAAUGCAGCUCUCUGA
Molecule: messenger RNA, 564 nt
Organism: Cyclocybe aegerita
Lineage: Eukaryota; Fungi; Basidiomycota; Agaricomycetes; Agaricales; Hemipholiotaceae
Source: the annotation of a GenBank genome assembly